Molecule: messenger RNA, 2504 nt
Organism: Ruditapes philippinarum (Manila clam)
Lineage: Eukaryota; Metazoa; Mollusca; Bivalvia; Venerida; Veneridae
Exons: 7
Coding region: 181-2364 (727 amino acids)
Source: RefSeq, a predicted model, not a curated record
AGGUUUAGUUCUACAUCGAAAUCAGACUGUUAACUAAUGAUUCGUCUGCUCAGCGUGACUGUAGUGUACACGAACAAUUGAUUCGAUAUCGUUAUUUGGAUACGUGUGUUUACAAUCAUGUAACGUUAUUUUGGAAGUGUUCCAAAGUUUCUUUUUCAAGUAGUCAAAGGCAGUGACAAAAUGGCAGGAUCUCAUUAUAACAGCCGUUCUAAUGUGUAUGCAUACCCUUUGAACCCUAUAGGAAGAGAAAGACAUCAUAGACCUUUUUCAGAUAAUAGUCAUGUUAGUUCGGGAAGGAACUUAUCUAGAAGUGUUAAAGCACCUUCUUCCAAUACAGACCAAGCAUUCGAAAAUUAUGAUAGCAAUUUAAAAGUAAGAGAAAAAAGUAAUUUUGCCACUUCCUUGCCAUACUCUCAAAGAAAAGCAGACCAACGAGGAAGUCAAAUCAAUUCACAAUCAUAUCACACUGGUUAUCAUGGUGGUGAAAUGCAAGACGUAGGCAAUCUUUCACGCCUGAAUAACGGUUCAAUGAGACAUACUUCUGUAGGCACAGACAGAGACGUGAUAACUAAUUAUAAUUCGGAUACAAAUAGAAUUCAUCACACGAGUGGUGGUAGGCUCCUCUCUCCAAAAGCAAGUAUACAUGGUGAUGAAAGUCGAGAGACACAUAAAAGCAAAACGCUUAGCUCUAGAACAUACACUAAUCAAAUGCCAAAAAGUAACACUAUUUCCACACUAUCUGGCAGUCAUAUAAGCUGUAGUAGUGCAAAACACCAUAGAGCAUCAAGUUCAAAUUAUGUUGAUGAGCAUCUAUAUAAAAACGAUGAACAUGACAUUCAUACGCAAUAUUGGCAAUCAGGAGAAAAGGGAACGAAGAAAUUUACAACCGAAACAAAUGCAUAUGGCGAUAUAGGUGAAUACAAGUAUAAAGACAAUUCAUGUGCUAAUGGCAAUGAAACCAACGAAUACCAAACGUAUAGAAAUAAUGCCAGACACCAAUCACAUUUGCAUGAUGAUGUUAGGUCUGAAAAUGUUUCAGACAAUUCACGUGACAGAAUCAUUUAUGAUAGUCCAACGAAAUAUUUAAACAAUGUAAAACAACACUCUUCAGUUGUGUCAGAUAUUUUAAACAAUUCAAGUCAAGAACAACAACAGCAAAAUAUAUCUGGCUUUGCCAAGGGAGAUCCGCAAUCAUAUGUAAAUCCCAAAACUUCUAAUGUGUCUUCAAGGGAUAGUUUAUCCUUGGAAAAACAAACACAUCAAUUAACAGCUGAGAAUAGUAUUCAUGACCAGCAUAUAAGGGUGGAAGUUGAUGCCGAAAUUGAUGCCAGGUCAAAACCACCAAUUAGUACAGAAAAGCAUCAAUGGCAAAUAAAUGACAUUGAAAUUAGCAAUCGUAAAGAAGAAUCGCCGCCGGGUACAAGAUAUCGGGAUGAUGGAUAUUCAAGUUCUUCCCGCGAUUAUAGAAGAUCAUCUGCAGAAAAAGAGAGGUACAAGAACACAGUAGAUGAUCGUCCAGUGAAUGAUAAGUACAUGAGUGAUAAAGAGAAAGACAAACAAAUUGAAAUGCUUAAAAAGAUGAAUAUUCGCUUACGACAGGAAAAGAAAGAAAUAGAAAGACGGACAAAUGAGUUAACCAAACUAUUGUCGAGGCAGAUGAAGAACAGCAACCAUUUUGAAAAUUGUGACGAUGACCUUUCCACCUCAAAAAUUGCCAAAAGAUUCAAAUUGUUAUACGAUGAUAAAUGGGUUCAACUGUGCAAAUGGAUGAUGCAAACAUUCAGACAGAUUCCAGAAGUUAAGAUUAUUCAAUGCCUUUCACUGCUGAUUAAGUCAUGCUACAAAGAAUGUCUCAACAUGGCUGACAAUCAAGUCCGGCAGUUUUUGAUUCUUAACGAAAGUGACGACAUACCAAUGUAUGAGAAGCAUCCCGAACUCUUUGCUCUUAGAAAACAGUACGCACAGACUGAUACUUUGAGACUCCAAGUAAAGAAUAUUGUAAAGGAUAAAGUUCAUGUGGAGAAGACUCUCUUUGAACACUGUCAAGAAAGCAAAACACACGGUCUUUUAGACAGAGUAGAAACAUUUCUAGACGAGUACAUAGAUUGUUGUUGGCUUAUGACAGUGUCGAGACCUACAAUGUCUCUCAACUUUGAUGUAGUUGGCAAGAUGUACAGCGAGUGUGCAGACCAAUUUUCUGUUUUAUCUCUAAAAAGAAAUAUAGACGACCCUACCAAAACUGCAGGCACAGUUUAUGAAGUUGUUUGGCCAUCGGUCCACCUAAAAUUUGAAUCAGAACUUUAUACUAAAGGGGACGCAAUUGUGAUUACAAAUAAAACAAAAGAUGCAUUUUCACAAACCUAAACAAUGCAAGCAUAAUUCGGAAACACAUUCAUAACACUAUAACAGUUUGAAGAUAUAAAUUAUAUGAAGACACCUAAAAAUACAAAUACAUGUGUGAUUUUUUGUGGGUUUUUUUGUGUGUGUGUUGUUUUUUUUGUUUU